AUGGGCACGGCAUGGGGCCUGCUGCUGGCCGCGUCCCGCUCCAAGGACUCGGCGCCCUUCCACUGGCUGGCCUCGGACGGCUGGGGCCGGCAGCCCCACGUGGUCCGCGACGUGGAGGAGGUGGCGGAGGGCGCGCUCACGGUGGAGCUGCACACCGAGCCCAUCCCGGGCUUCGACGCGUACAUGGCGGCGCUCACCCCGGAGAACAACCUCCGCAACCCCUGGUUCGAGGAGUACUGGCAGGAGACCUUCAACUGCUCGCUGGCCAAGGCGGACCCCAGCAACCACAGCGACCACUGCGCGCCGGGGCUGCGGCUGGGGCCUGACGUCGGCUACCUCCAGGAGUCCAAGGUGCCCUUCGUGGUGGACGCCGUGUACGCCUUCGCCCACGCCCUGCACGCGCUGCAGCGAGACACCUGUCAGGGCAACGGCACCUGCUCCUCGAUGCUCAACAUGGACGGGGGCAACUUCUACCACAACUACCUGCUCAAGGUCAACUUCACUGAUUUGGCCGGCACCCAAGUCAAGUUCAACCGCAUGGGCGACGGUCUGGCGCGCUACGACAUCAGCAACUACCAGCGCGCCGAAAACUCCUCCGGCUACGUGUACAAGACCGUAGGCUGGUGGUCGGAGACGCUGGUGCUGGAGGUGGACGCGCUGGCCUGGACCAACGGCUCCAGGAGCGUGCCCACGUCGACGUGCUCGGAGCCCUGCGGCGUGGGCAUGAUCAAGCGGCAUCACAAAAAGGGCGACGUCUGCUGCUGGAUCUGCGACACGUGUGAGGAGUACGAGUUCGUCUACAACGAGUCCACGUGCGCCGACUGCGGCAAGGGCUUCUGGCCCUACCCGGACAAGCGGUCCUGCUACGAACUCGACGUCCAGUACAUCCCCUUCUUCUCGCCCGUGGCCUACGGACCCAUCAUCAUCUCGGCCUCGGGGAUCGCCUUCACGCUGGCCACGGUCGGCGUCUUCGUGCGGUACAACGACACGCCGCUGGUCCGCGCGACGGGCCGCGAGCUGAGCUACGCGCUGCUGAUGGGCAUCACCCUCUGCUUCGCCAACACGUUCGUCCUGCUGCAGAAGCCCUCGCUCACCACGUGCACCAUGCAGCGCUUCUCCGUCGGCAUGGGCUUCUGCAUCACCUACUCCGCGCUGCUCACCAAGACGAACCGCAUCUCGCGCAUCUUCGACUCGGCCUCCAAGUCCGCGCGCAGGCCCAAGUUCAUUAGCCCCAAGUCUCAGGUGCUCAUCACGGUGGCCCUGAUCCUGGUGCAGACGCUGGGCACGUUCGCGUGGCUGGUGGUGGAGCCGCCGGGGACGCGGUUCGACUACCCGGACCGGCGGCAGGUGUGGCUCAAGUGCCGCAUCCACGACGAGUCCUUCCUGCUGUCCCAGCUCUACAACAUCCUGCUCAUCUGCACGUGCACGGUGUACGCCUUUAAGACGCGCAAGAUCCCGGAGAACUUCAACGAGAGCAAGUUCAUCGUGUUCACCAUGUACACCACUUGCGUCAUCUGGCUGGCCUUCCUGCCCAUCUACUUCACCACGCGCCACGCUCAGGAGGUCCAGGCGCUGACGCUGUGUGUGUCCAUCUCGCUGUCCGCCUGGGUGUCGCUGGGCUGCCUGUUCGCGCCCAAGGUGUACAUCAUCCUGUUCCACCCCGAGAAGAACGUCCGGCGCCUCACCAUGAGCACGACGUACCGGCGGCGCUCGGGCGGCCGCCCCUCGUCCAGCGGCAUGCCCACCGCCACCACGGCCAUCGCGGACCACAACGACCACAACAGCAAGGCGGGCGCGCUGGUCGGCCGGCCCGGCUCCGGCCACUACCAAGCCUGCACACCAGUCGGACAGCAGGUGGAUUUAGUCGUUUCACAGUCUCCUGGUCCAACGGGCUCGACCAGCACCAAUGUGGCCGAAGGCCACGAAGCUGCUGCUCUGUUGUGAGGAAGACCGGCAUCUCCAGCUUGAUGUCACAUCAUGCUCACUCAAGCAAUUUCAAGCGACAAUGGGUGGUCUCUCCCACAAUCUUUUCUGACAUAUUUGAAAGAGCCGCUUUGAAAUUUCUUGAAAUGGAGGCAAAAAUUUUCAAUUUGUCACAAAUGUCUACCGUCUUUCUAGCACAGUCUGUGCGCAUAUCAACAAAACAUCCUGUUAUUUUUUUAAGUUUUUUUUUUUUUUUAAUUUUAAUUCUUAUCUCUUGCCAUUGUGAAAUCAAAGGAAAAAUGCGUUAUCAGUUGUCACUGGGUUCUCUUAAGUUAUUCAACGGUGUCCGUAAGUGAUUCGCCAGACAAAAUCUCUCCCAUUCUUAUUUUUGUACGGAUGUCAAACAUAUUUUCCACCAAAUAGUUGUGGGUGUGUUGGUGGUGAGUAUAGUUGUAUAGUUAAUUAUGUGAAUUAUGACGGAAAAAAAGCAUGCCCACUUAAGUUGUUUGUUAGGAAUUGAAGGACAAAACGCACUGCUUUGUACAAAUUAAUUUUAAGGAUGAUACUGAGACUACUUGCACACUAUUGUAGGAUAAUAACUCAACACAAGUGCUUCCACUUUUAAAUUCACUAUAUAUUGUGUAAAUUAACUUCUGUAUGAUAUAUUGUGUACUAUUUAUCUGUAUAAAUACUCUGUAAUGUUUGAUACAUAUUAACUGGUUUUGAAUCGACCAAUCUCUAAGGUAUGUUUCAUUUGAUGACAUUGUUGCCAUGUAUUUAUGUAAUAUAGGAAAUAAUAGUUAUUUAAAUUGCUGAAUCUCCGGUUGCUGUUGUAUUAAUAAUAAGGGAUGGGUGGAGUAGAAAUUUUAGAAUUUAAAAAUGCACUCUGUAUCUUGAGCUUGUUUUAAAGAAGCACAUUUGUAGUACAAUUGCAAGAUUCUAAACUCUUUGGACUGCUUUAGGACAAAAUUCAGCUUAGUGAAAAGCUGCGGCCUCUCCUGAAUCCUGAAUUUGUAUUUGUAAAUACCUACUGUUCUUGUUGUUGUUAUAUUGUUGUCAUUAUUGAGGCGCAUUUGGUCGCUACAUUUAUUUUUGGCAGAGUUUUGCUCCGUUCAGUCAGAGUUCAUCAGUGAACUCAUCUUUUGUGAUAACCAGCCUCUUUAGCACUGCAUAGAGGAAAUUCGUCAUAUCAAAUCAAAUUGUUAUAAGUAGGAAGUGUACAUAACUUUUUUAUGUUUACCUUGAAGUGAUUAAUUCUAUGUAGGCUUAAGCCUGCUGCUAAUCUUUGGUGCUAACAUCGUGCUGUAAAGUGAAAAUCAUCAUUAUAGAAAAAAAAUCCUUGAGAGGGUUCAACAGUUUUGAAACUCAAUUUAAAUGAAGAUUUAAUCCCAAAUUUUGACAUUGAUUUUCAUUGAUGAAAAAUGUUCCACAUUAGAAGCAUAGGUAUGUGGCAACAGAGAGUUGUGUGUCCGCCAAAUCAAAAUUAUUUAGUGUGCUUUCUUUUCUUCCAUGUGAUGAGGCAAAGCUCAGGAUGAGACUCAUCCUUCGCUCUUUCGCCAGACAGUAGUCGCUUCAGAAACUGGGCCCCUGAAGACGACUCUUUGCACUCAGUGUAUUCCAUUGAGAAAUAGGGGUACUCCUCCAAAUUUCUUUUUGGAACACUGCACAAAGAUGAAAGUUUCUUCAUCAUUGUCAGAACAAACCUGAGUGCGUGUCUGAUGAUAGACCGGUGGUAGCAACCCUUAUAAUUUUUCCCACAAAAAAUAGACUGUAUUUUAAGGAGAAGGAGCCAACCUUUCUGAAAAUGCCAUGUCAUUCUAAGUUAGCAGCCUAUAUGUGUGUUAAUUUUAUCCAUCUCAUAUCUUACCAAAAUGCUGAGGUAAACUAAAAUUUUACAAAUUUCUAAUUAUUUGCUGCCUGAUGUGUUUGUCUAAAUGUGCAGCAUGGUUGUCGUAAUAUUCUUCUUUUUAAAUCUACCAGCACUGUGUAAAUGUUGUGCACCCAGAUUGCGUAGAUGAUCCCAAUUUCAAAUGAGUGAGUCUUGCUCAAAUGAAAGUCUCAAUUAUUAUUUAAUAUUCUUUGUCAUUCACAAUUGACGCUCCUAUGAAUCAGUGCCAACCAACACUUGUGUUAUCAGUUCCCAACUUACUAAAUAGAUGGUAGAAAAUGUUUUUGAAAACUGAUAAGUCAACAGCAAAACAUUACUAGGCGUCAAUUAAUGUUACUAAAUUGUUUACCUGCAUCAUUCAGGCUUCUCAUACUUUUUUUGUAUUUUGUGAUUUUAUUUAAGUUCCCAUUGUCCAUGCUGGACUUUGGGUAGUUCGGUUAAAAUGGUCUCAUCUCUACGUUAAACAAGUCUUUUGUUUUCUGUUCAUAUUUUCAUUAAUUUUUGUUAUGUGUUUUUGAAUUGUGAAUGCUAAGAACAGACAUCAAUUUAACUCAAUGCAUGAAGCAAAUUUUAACUUCUCAUAGUUUGGAUAUGUAGCUACAAAAUUUAAAGAAGACAGAAUGAAAAACAUCUUGUGGAUUUACUUAUUCCAACAGAACUUCUACAUGUGUUGAUUGUUUUAAUAUUUACUUUGCUGAAAUAUUUCUGAUUCUGUCUGUAACUUUCCUACCUGCUGGUAAUUUUUUCAAGAUAUGAAUUAAACAACAAAAAAUACCAUUAAUUCCUCCCUCUUAUGCCAUGUCAACAAAUUGAAUCUUAGCCAAUAGGACCAACCCGUUUCAGCAAAGUUGAUAAAAAUUAUGAGCACACAUGAGUGGAUUCUGUGGGGGCAUGGCUUACUCUCAAAGUGGCGCCUAAUAUGUCUGUAAUGCUCAAGAUGGGGCAAAGCAUUCACUUCCUGUAAUAAAGGUAUUCAGUGUGAAAUACA
This is a messenger RNA of Thrips palmi, 4799 nucleotides long. Its product is annotated as metabotropic glutamate receptor-like. Gene Ontology annotation, molecular function: group II metabotropic glutamate receptor activity. Gene Ontology annotation, cellular component: membrane. The transcript has 11 exons. The record is from RefSeq and is a predicted model, not a curated record. The coding region runs from base 1 to 1944 and encodes 647 amino acids. Gene Ontology annotation, biological process: G protein-coupled glutamate receptor signaling pathway; regulation of synaptic transmission, glutamatergic. NCBI's taxonomy places the organism in Eukaryota, Metazoa, Arthropoda, Insecta, Thysanoptera, Thripidae.